UUCUCAGGUAUUGGAUGAGAGUUCCCAGAGUUGAAAGACAAUCUUCGUAGUAUUUGGAUUGUCCUCCCCCACCGCUCUCCCCGCAUUCUUAGCCGAUUUCCUUAUGUCACCAUGAGGGGAAACGAUCUGAUCAACACGAAACUGCCGACAGAUAUCGUCACCUCUAUCUUCCUCCGCAUCGCCGGUUCCAAAUCCGACUGCGAUGCAUUUUCCCUCGUGUGUCGACGGUGGCUCGCCAUCGAUCGUAGCUUCCGCCCCACAAUCCGGAUUGGCGCCUCUGGUCCCGCCGACGAGCUCGUUUCCCUCCUCGUCCGUCUCUUCUCCGGGCUCCGCAAUGUCUACAUCGAUGAGCGCCUUCCCGUGUCUUCCGUACCCCAAAUUCUUCCUCAUCCCUCCCGUCCUCGUUCGAAAAGGAGACGUGCCAGUUUAACUUCAGGUGACCAUCAUCUCAUAAAUGAUAGUGAGGCUGAGGAAAGUGAGUUUGAGCAGCUGUGUCUUACUGAUGUCGGUUUAUCUUCUCUUGCCAAUGGCUGUAAGGCACUUCAAAAGCUAUGUCUGAUAUGGUGUUCAAAUCUCACAUCACUGGGAUUGAGUAGUAUAGCCGAGAAUUGCAAGUUUCUAAAAUCCCUUGAUCUACAGGGUUGCUACAUUGGAGAUCAAGGUCUUAUUUCAAUUGGGCAAUAUUGUAAACUUCAGGAUUUGAAUUUGCGAUUUUGUGAAGGUUUAACUGACACAGGCUUGGUUGGUUUGGCCAAAUAUUGUGGGAGAUCAUUGAAGUCUCUGGGUAUCGCAGCUUGUGCUUGGAUUACUGAUGUCACCUUGGAAGCUAUAUCAAUCUACUGCUCCAGCCUUGAAACUUUGUCUCUGGACUCAGAAUUAGUAAUGAAUAAGGGGUUAAUAUCAGUUGCCCAGGGUUGCAGGGCUUUGAAGGGUUUAAAGUUGCAGUGUAUUAACAUUACUGACGAAGCUUUGGAAGCUUUUGGUUCUUUUUGUUCAUCAUUAGAAUUGCUGGCUUUGUAUAGUUUCCAAAGAUUUACAGACAGAGGCCUUUCUGCAGUUGGCAAUGGCUGCAAGAACUUGAGAGAUCUUACUCUUAGCGACUGCUAUUACAUCAGUGAUAAAAGUCUUGAAUCUGUUGCCCGUGGCUGUCCCAAGUUAAAACGCUUGGAAAUCAAUGGCUGCCACCAUAUUGAAACAUUUGGUGUGGAGAACAUUGGAAAAUCUUGCCCGGAACUUAUGGACUUGGCGUUGCUGUACUGUCCAAGGAUCAGGAAUAGUGCUCUUCACGAGAUUAGCAAAGGCUGCUUACAUUUGCAGGCCCUUGACUUGGUGGAUUGUUCAAAUAUAGAUGAUGACGCUCUUUGUAGCAUAGCUAAAGGCUGCAGAAAUUUAAAGAAACUUCAUAUUCGCCGUUGCUAUCAGGUUGGAGAUCAGGGUGUUAUCUCUGUUGGUGAAAAUUGCAUAUCUUUGACGGACUUAAGCCUUCGUUUUUGUGAUAGGGUUGGUGACAAGGCUCUUAUUGCCAUUAGCCAGGGUUGCCCCCUCCAAAAUUUAAACGUAAGCGGAUGCCAUCAAAUUACAAAUGCUGGGAUUACAGCUGUUGCUAGGGGUUGCCCGGGGCUCAUAUUUCUCGAUAUAAGUGUUCUCCAGAACUUGAAGGACAUCGCACUGGCUGAGCUCGGUGAAGGAUGCCCAUUUCUGAAAGAGAUUGUGUUAUCUCACUGUCGGCAGAUAACUGACGUGGGCUUAGCGCACUUGGUGAAAGGAUGCACUAAACUUGAGGCCUGCCACAUGGUUUAUUGCCCAUCUGUAACAUCUUCGGGCAUCGCAACAAUCAUUUCCGGCUGCCCUGGCUUAAAGAAGCUUCUUGUAGAGAAGGGGAAGGUAAGUGAGAGAACCAAAAGAAGAGCUUCUAGUAUCCUUUCCUAUCUUUGUGUUGACCUCUAAUUCGCAGUAAUGCAAGAUGACCUAGGGAUGAGUGGAAUGCUUUAUAUCGUAAUUAGCAGAUUGCUAGGUCUUUUAGCGUAAAGAUCAAAGUAGCCAUGGUUGAAUUUGGAAUGCUGGUGAGGGAAAUAGGAAUCCUUGUUCUCUGUAGCUUUCAUUGGUAAUUCACAUUUACCUCCCUUCAAAAUAGCUAUAUAACAUAUAGGUCCCCAAGUUUUGGCAAAAUAUCAAAUGAUCAUCUUGUGGCACCUUUUCCAUUCAACUUCCAUUGGUUGAUUAUAUAAUGACUCAUUUGCGCUUUC
Phalaenopsis equestris is the source of this 2246-nucleotide messenger RNA. RefSeq names its product F-box/LRR-repeat protein 4. Gene Ontology annotation, biological process: SCF-dependent proteasomal ubiquitin-dependent protein catabolic process. Gene Ontology annotation, molecular function: protein binding. The record is from RefSeq and is a predicted model, not a curated record. The coding region runs from base 112 to 1947 and encodes 611 amino acids. NCBI's taxonomy places the organism in Eukaryota, Viridiplantae, Streptophyta, Magnoliopsida, Asparagales, Orchidaceae. The transcript is spliced from 8 exons. Gene Ontology annotation, cellular component: SCF ubiquitin ligase complex.